CAUCUCAUCUUCAAUUUCAUGCUUUCUCAUUUUUUCUCUCCUAUAUAUCACCCAACUCUCUCCCAUUUUAAAAGAAACUCUCUCUCUUCCUAUAUGCAAAAUAACACACUCAAUAACAAAAAUUUGUACAACCAAAAAUGGGAAAUUGUUUGAACCACCAAUCAUCAACCAAAUACGCCACAGACGACGAAGAUGACUUCGAUUUUUCGGACUCGAAAGGCGAGUUUUCGGACAAAAGAAAUUGUCCUAAUGUAAAAACAACAACGGAGGUGAAGAUCAAGAUUACCAAGAAGCAACUACAAGAGUUGUUAAGUAAAGUGGACAUAAGGGAAUUAAAGGUGGAUCAAGUUUUGGCCCAUUUGAUGAACAAUAGUGGCGGCUACGAAUCACUUCAAAGAUCUUGGAGACCUGCACUUCAGAGCAUCCCCGAAGUAAAUUGAAAGUGUAUUAAAAAUUGUGUAUUUGAUUUUUAUUUUUUUUUUAGAUUAGUUUAGGGAUAUGAAUUUGAUGAAGGAGUUAGGAGAGUAUUGACCUAUUUGGUUGAUGCUUCAUGAUGGGGGAAUUUGAGAUUUUAUUAAGCUUUGGAAAUUAAAGGUCAUUACAUCUUUGUUUUCUUUGUACAUACAAAAACCAAUGAAUUCCACUAGUCACACAUUUACAUAUUUAUAGAUCUCAUUUGUCCCAUCUAA
Molecule: messenger RNA, 689 nt
Organism: Cicer arietinum (chickpea)
Lineage: Eukaryota; Viridiplantae; Streptophyta; Magnoliopsida; Fabales; Fabaceae
Source: RefSeq, a predicted model, not a curated record